GCAUGGGCUCGUGCAAUGGCCAACCUAAGAGAGUAGUUACUUCUAAAAGAGAGAGUCUGACCACUUUUCAUAAGACUUAAGAAAUUUCUACAAUAAAAUCGAACAAAAGUCUUGUGAAAUAGAGAACAGAUUUUAGGGUUGCUCCCAGCAUAUUCGUGUCCUUAAAGAGUGGAGAUAUUUCUCAAUACUAUGAAAUAGAAUCUACUUUAGGGGAAGGUUGUAAGUUUUUUGAUAUCUUUGAAGGAACCUUUGGAAGAGUUAGUUUGGUUAGGUAAAAAUCGACCAAUAUAAGUCGCGCAAUGAAACAAAUAGCUAAAGACAAAAUCUUGGCCUGCCAACGAGAAAGGAUGAUUCAGGAAGUCAACAUUCUGAAAGAUCUUGAUCAUCCGAAUAUCGUGAAUAUUUUUGAGCUUUACUAAGAUGAACGCUACUAUUACUUGAUAACUGAGUAAAUAGAGAUGAUUAACCAAGAUAUUUAAGUGGAGGGGAGUUGUUUGAUAGAAUCUAAUAAAGGAACAAUCUAAAUGAGAGUAUGGCUGCAAAUUAUAUGAAAUAAAUAUUAAAUGCUGUGAAUUACUGUCAUCACAGAAACAUAGUUCAUAGGUAAUAUUGCACACAAUCAUUUAGGGAUUUGAAACCAGAAAACAUUCUAUUUGAUUAAAGAGGAUCUGAUUAGAUACUCAAAAUCAUUGAUUUUGGAACAGCCAAAUAGAUUCUGUCAAACACAAAAUUGAAAUAAAAAACUGGAACACCCUAUUUCAUAGCUCCUGAGGUUAUUGACUAAAACUACAACAGCAAAUGUGAUGUUUGGUCUUGUGGAGUAAUAUUGUACAUAAUGAUGUGUGGAAAACCACCAUUUAAAGGAAAUAAUGUGGAUGAAUUAUAUCGAAAUAUUAAAAAUGGGUAUGUAGAUUUUACUGGUAAUUUGCAAUAUAAUAGUGAUGUAUAGGUUCUGAAUGGCGUGAUGUUUCAUAAGAUGCUAAGUCUUUUAUCUCGAAACUCUUAGUUGUAGAUCCUGCCAAGAGAAUGUCAGCUGAGUAGGCUUUAAAGGAUACUUGGAUUGUGAGCAAUAAAAAAGUAGAAAAAAUCAAUGCUUAAAAUCUUGAAAAUCUUUCUUAAUUUCAUGUAUUUUGACUGCAUUCAUUUUUGUAGAAUAGUAGCAAAUUGUGUUCUGCUAUCUUGCAGCUGAUAUCAACACAGAUAAUGACUUAGAAGGAGAAGAAGGAAUUAAUCAAAGGAUUUAGUGCUAUCGACAAAAAUGGUGAUGGUACUUUAAGUAAGGAUGAAUUAAUUUAAUGUAAUACAAGCAAAUUUAAUUUAGGUUACAUGGACUUGUACCAAGAUGAAGUCAAGUGUAAUCAGAUAGUUAAUUAGAUCUUUAAACACUCUGAUGUGGAUUGUUCAGGAACAAUAGAAUACACAGGUAAUGACAUAAUAGUAAUAGUGAGAGUUCAUUGUAGCCUUUUCUGAGCUGCAGAAUUUGAUGGCUUAAGAGAAACUUUAACAAGCUUUUAAGCUAUUUGACAAGGACGGAAAUGGGACUAUAAGCAAAGGAGAACUUCAAGAGAUAUUUGGAGGAUUGGCUUUGAAUGAGAAUUAGUGGAACAGCAUAUUUUCUGAAUUGGACACUAAUGGAGAUGGAGUGGUGACUUUCUAAGAAUUCACUUAGUUAUUGAUGAAAGAUAGCAAUAAAUGA
Paramecium octaurelia is the source of this 1696-nucleotide messenger RNA. The record is from the annotation of a GenBank genome assembly. Lineage: Eukaryota; Ciliophora; Oligohymenophorea; Peniculida; Parameciidae.